Helianthus annuus (common sunflower) is the source of this 2775-nucleotide messenger RNA. RefSeq lists its product as uncharacterized. Gene Ontology annotation, molecular function: histone acetyltransferase activity; protein binding. Lineage: Eukaryota; Viridiplantae; Streptophyta; Magnoliopsida; Asterales; Asteraceae. Gene Ontology annotation, cellular component: transcription factor TFIIIC complex. Gene Ontology annotation, biological process: transcription initiation at RNA polymerase III promoter. The transcript has 14 exons. The record is from RefSeq and is a predicted model, not a curated record. The coding region runs from base 280 to 2631 and encodes 783 amino acids.
GUCCGAGAGUUCUACUUUUAUGUUUGUUGUUUAAGGAUUUUCUGGGUUAGUUUGAUGAUAUAAAGGGUGUUAAGGGUAUCAUGACAGUUAACAGAACUAUAAACUGAUCACAAACGCAGCAGCAGCUGCUGCUGUUUGACUGUGUUUGACCAGAGUUGACUGGGGUUAACCGGCGGUUGACUGGCAACAGCAGGGGGCUGAAAUACAGUUUUUUAACUUUUAGAUAUUGUUGGUCAAUGCACUUUCUGUACUAACAUUCUCAGUUAGCUGGGCUCAGUGAUGGCCUCAAGGUUCCAGGCGGCGAUACUUGUAUCUUCACCUAUGUGCUCAAAUGCGAUUGCAUGGUCUGAUGAAAACUUGAUCGCUGCUGCCUCUGGAUAUUGCGUUACAAUCAUGAACCCUGCUAUGCCAUUUGGACCUAAAGGUUUAAUCACAAUUCCCGACAUCAAACCUUUUCCAGUUGGUGUUAUAGAGAGCAAAGAUUUGGACUCCGGUUGUAUGUUGCCUACGUGUUUGUCUCGUGAAGCUCGUCCUUGUGUACGCUCAAUAUCUUGGUCUCCACUUGGAUUCGCUCCUAAUGCUGGGUGUUUGCUUGCUGUUUGCACCACUAAAGGGGUGGUUAAGGUCUACCGCUCGCCGUUUUGUGAAUUUUCUGCUGACUGGGUAGAGGUUAUGGAUAUAUCUGAAAUGUUACAUACGUAUUUUGCAAAAAUAAGAUAUGGGGAGGCUCACGUUGCAUCUCCAGAAGACUCUAGCCAAGUUAAUUUCAAGCAAGGGAACCAUGAGGAUGGACCGAUAGCUCAUUUACGAAUCAGAAGCAAAGGCAAAAGACAAAAUAAUUCCUCCUUUAUAAGUGCAGAGCAGUAUGCUCAUCGUAGUGCAAUGCUUUCAUCGCUUGUUGCUGUGUGGUCCCCGAUGCUUGAUAGUGAGUCAGCAAGGAGGUUUUGCGUACUUGCCGUUGGUGCGAAAAGUGGAAUAAUAUCGUUUUGGAGAGUCCAUGAACCGCAAUGCUACUCCAUAACACAAGGAAGCAAUCCCGCUCCCGUUGCAUCAUUCGUAGGCUUCAUCCAAGCCCACAACUCUUGGAUCACCGCAAUCAGUUUCUCGAAGUUUGUUUCCGAUGGAUCACCUCAGCUUCUAUUGUCAACCGGAUCCUCUGAUGGCAGUGUGAAACUCUGGCGGGUAUAUAUCAGUGACCUGCUCAAGUCCACUGAAGACAGUCAUGCUUCAUUUUCUCUGUUGAAGGAAGUUAUAAGUAUUGGGUCAGGCGCUUGCACUGUACUUUCACUUCUUCUUCCGGAUACUUCCCCGCACAAGAUAAUCUUGGCUGUUGGCAGAGGUUCUGGAUCGUUAGAACUAUUGACUUAUGACACCUCCGUUGGAACGUUUGACGUAUCUGGGUCACAUCAUGCGCAUAACCAAGCUGUUACAGGUUUGGCUUGGGCUUUUGAUGGACAAUGCUUGUACAGCUGUAGCCAGGAUAAUUCUUUGCAUAGUUGGAUUAUAAAAGGAUAUUCGCUCCAUGAAGUACCUUUACCUUCAAAUAUUCUUGGUGUUAAGAUGUCUACCGAUGUCCCUAGUGUGUCUGAUGCUUGUUUCGGUAUAGCAGUGUCGCCUGCCAACCUUGUGCUUGCUGUGGUUCGACGCUUUGAUGUUAAUGCGUUAAACCCAAUGUAUCAGAAGUCAUCACUGAAGGCUGUCGUUGAAUUCUUCUGGAUUGGCGGGCAAAAGCUGCAAGAUGACGGUGCAUCUGACGAUGAAAGUUUAGUUUGUUGGGGACGUAACAUGUUAUGGUCGUUAAAUCAGUAUGUUCAUCGUCUUGAUAAGCCUCUGGUUGUAUGGGACAUGAUAGCAGCGUUAUCGGCUUUCAUAAAAAAAUCCGAAGUUAGCUACGUGGAGCAAAUACUCGUUAAGUGGCUGACGUCUAGUCUCGGAUUUGAGUGUGCUCCUUCUCUUGAAAGCGUUUUUCCACACGUCUAUAGAUUAUCUUCACGCCAAUUGCAUCUACUUAAUAUUAUUAAUAGGCAUGUUAUACUUAGAGAAGCGAAGUUGGAUGAUGGCGAGCAUACAUUCGCGAGGAAAGAAUCAAAAGUAUGGAUUACGCUUCUUGAAAUGUGUGAAAAACAUAUUCGAGAAAGGCUCGUUGGUUGUAGUUUUUCCGCCAUACUAAACGGUAACUUGCAGCUUGCUGGAUUGGCACAAAUGAGACUCUGGGUCGCAAAAAACGACUACAUGGUUCAAGAUCAUGUAAAACGCCUUGCUUCUGAAGUAAAAAAGAUUAAGAAAAGAUAUGUAGCCGAAGCAGAAGACGAGCAUUGUAGCUACUGUUCAGCAGGUGUUCCAUUUGAGGAUACAGACGUUGCGUAUUGCCGAAGUGUUGAUAGGCAUAAAAUGGCUAGAUGUGCGGUUUCUAUGGUCGUGUGCUCUCUUUCUCCGUUAUGGUUUUGUGUAUCUUGCAUGAGACAAGUCUCAAAUUUGGCUCCGGAGACUCUUUUUACAUUGCUCAGAUACCCUGCGCCGUCUGUGGACCAAAAAGGUGACAUAAUAUUGUCAAAACCGUUGUGUCCGUUUUGUGGGAUACUGCUGCAAAGGUUGCAGCCGAUGUUUCUACUUUCAACGCUACCUGUAUAGAUCCCUAUCGAGGAAUUUACUACUUCAUCCGUGUGUGUAAACUCUUUUAAACCUCCUCCUAUUUUUUUGGAAAGUAUAAACCAGUUUGAGUUUCAAACCGGUUCGGUUCUGGUUUAUAAUAUAAUGUUUUAUACAUUUCGAAUA